Messenger RNA from Auxenochlorella protothecoides, 1866 nucleotides. Its product is annotated as ABC1 family protein C21C3.03, mitochondrial. The coding region runs from base 1 to 1866 and encodes 621 amino acids. The transcript has 3 exons. NCBI's taxonomy places the organism in Eukaryota, Viridiplantae, Chlorophyta, Trebouxiophyceae, Chlorellales, Chlorellaceae. The record is from RefSeq and is a predicted model, not a curated record.
AUGAGGCGCUUCGCCAUACUGGCGGAGCAGGCCUCUAAAUCAAGGAUUGCCAGCGGAGCCUGUGCGGAAACAAGUGGUCGUGCCCUCCUCGGCCGCGCGGGCCUGGCCGACGGUGCGCCCCGCUCCGUGACGGACCUGGAGCAGGUCCCCACCCUGGACGCGGAGCUGCGGCUGAUCGCGGUGGCCAACUCCCUGGCCUCCAAGUCCGGCCAGAAGGUGCUGGCGGUGGGCAUCCCGCUGGCCGCCGCGCAGCUCAUGGGCCUGGGGCGCGAGGCCCGGGCCUACGCCGUGCCCCUGGAGGCGCAGGGCGAGGCCUCUUCACACCACCCGCGCAAGCCGGCCGGCGGCACGGGGGCCGACGCUCUGCACGCCGCGCGCCGCCUCGCGCUUUGCCUGCUGGCCGCGGUGGCGCGCGAGGCGCUGCUGGCCGCGCGCGCCGCCUUCCUGGGCCUGCUCUUCCUCCCCGCCCUGCUGUCCAGCCCGGCGCUGUGGUGCGGCGAGGCCGCGCGCGGCGCCUGGCUGCGCCUGGCCUGCGGCACGCUCGCCCGCUCCGGCCCCGCCUUCAUCAAGUGGGCGCAGUGGGCGGCCACCCGCCCCGACAUCUUCCCCGCCGACGCCUGCGCGGCGCUGGCGUCGCUGCAGGCCGGCGCCCCGGCCCACGCCUUUGCCCAUACCCGCGCCACGGUGGAGGCCUCGCUGGGCGCGCCGCUGGAGCGCCUCUUCGUCCGGUUUGACCCCGAGCCCGUGGCUUCCGGCAGCAUCGCGCAGGUGCACCGCGCCGUGCUGUCCACGGAAGGAGCGGCCGCCGCCGCCCCCCCACGCGACGGCAAGGCUCGCCCGGUUGGCGCGCGGCGCGGCAAACCUUCGCCCUUCGCCCCCGGCGCGGUGGUGGCGGUCAAGGUGCGCCACCCAGCGGUCUGCGAUCUGAUCGAGCGCGACAUCACGCUCAUGCGCCGCGCGGCGCGCCUCCUGGAGCUGCUGGGCACCGGCGGCCAGCUGCGCGAGAGCGUUAUGCAGUUCGGCGCGCCCCUGCGCGAGCAGCUGGACCUGCGCCAGGAGGCCGCACACCUGCAGCGCUUCGCCGCCAACUUCUCGGGCUGGCGCGGCGUGCGCUUCCCGCUGCCCGCGGGGCCGGGGCUGGUCGCCCCCGACGUGCUGGUGGAGACGUUCGAGGGCGGGCAGCUGAUCGCGCGCUUCCUGGAGACGGAGGGCGCGCGCUUCAACAAGCGCCUGGCCGGCCUGGGCCUGGCCUGCUACUUGAAGAUGCUCCUGCGCGACAACUUCCUGCACGCCGACAUGCACCCGGGCAACAUCAUGGUGGACCUGGAGCGACCGGGGCCCUCCUCCUGCCUCGGCGCACUCGCCGCCUGGACGGGGUGGGACCUGCGCCUGCCCCGCCUCGUGCUGCUGGACGUGGGCAUGACCGCGCGGCUGACCCCCGCCGACCAGGGCCGGCUGGUCGCCUUCUUCGGCAACCUCACUCGCCUGGACGGCCGCGGCCUGGCCGACGCCAUCGUGUCCUUCUCCGAUGCGCCGCCGCCGCCGCGCGCCGCCGCCGCCUUCCGCGCAGACCUGGGCAGCCUGUUCGACGGGCUGGACGCCGAGGCCCUGCGCGCCGACACCGCGGGCGUGGUGGCGGGACUCAUGGACGCCAUCCGACGCCACGGCGUCCAGCUCCAGGGCGUGGUCUCCACCGUGGUCAUCACCACCUGCGUGUUGGAGGGCUGGUCCACGCAGCUGGACCCGGGCAUCCGCAUGAUGGAGAGCCUGCGCGACAUCCUACCCAGCGCCUGGGGGGAGCGCGCGGGGCGGGCACUGGACUCCGCCUUCACCAAGUCCUCCCUGGCCAUGGCCGUGGCCAGCUGA